AUGGGAGCAAUACAUGCAAUAGAAUCUAAAUUGGCAGAUGCUAGAUCUGCACAUGAUACUAAUAAUCUUGAAACAUUGUCAUUAAUAUGGCUCGAUGACUCAAUCAAAAACAGCAAAGAAAGUCUUAUAAUUGAACAAAAACUUCGUACGGUAAUCCAUCAUGUAACAAUCUUUCACGAUACUCUUGAUGAGCCACUUUCAGCCAGUAUUUUAGCACUAAAUAGUAAUCAAAAUCAAUCAACAACUGAACUUAAUGGUCAAUUCAUUCAUUCAGAAGUAUCAAUGGAUGUUCUUCUACGAAUGAAAUCAAAACCAACGGACAAAAACGAGUUGAUCAAACUAUAUAAAGAAACGUACAAAGACAAUAUGAAAGAAUUAACAAUGAUCGAUGAAUUCGAACAAAAUUACUCACCUGAUCGAGCUCUCUGGUGGUAUACACGUGACUCAUUUCUUUAUCGUUUACUAAACAAAGCUCUUCGUGUUCAAAAUAUUGAUAUGAUUUUUCUCUUUCGAUUUUUUAUUCGCGAUAUUGAACAACAACUUAAACAACAUAAAUGUACAGCACCCAUACGUGUAUAUCGAGGUCAAGUGAUGUCAAACGAAGAACUAAAAGUUUUAAGAAACUCUAUUGGACAUUUCAUCUCCAUGAAAUCAUUUCUUUCGACGAGUAUUGAACAGAAACAAGCACUUAAAUUUCUUAAUGCUACUACUAUCACAGACGAUUUGCAACGUGUUUUGAUUGUGAUCGAUGCUGAUCCUCGAAUUGAUGGUGUCAAGCCUUUUGCCAACAUUACCGUCCACAGCUAUUUCCCAGGCGAAAAAGAAGUACUUAUGAUGUUAGGUGAUAAGCAACACACAUGGAAGCCUGUCUUUGAACAUAUGAAAAAUCAACACGGUAGAGAUGAUGGACAGACUGAUCUUCUUUCAUUUGGUUCUGUACUCAGUAAUAUGGGUAAAUAUGAUGAUGCUGAAAGAUAUUUCCAUCGUUUACUCAAUGAACUUCCUCAUGACGAUGAUGGCAUUGCUCAUUGCUAUCAUAAUCUUGGCGAGAUUGCUCUUGAAAAGGGUGACUAUGAAGUUAGCCUCGAAUGGUUCUAUAAAUCGCUCGAAAUCAAAAUGCAAACACUUGAAUUGCAUCAUCCUGACCUUGCCGAGAGUCACAACAGUAUAGGAAUAGUUUAUCGAAAGAAAGGUGAUUAA
This is a messenger RNA of Rotaria sp. Silwood2, 1200 nucleotides long. The record is from the annotation of a GenBank genome assembly. Lineage: Eukaryota; Metazoa; Rotifera; Eurotatoria; Philodinida; Philodinidae.